AUGACGGUGGUACAGCAACUCCUGAAAACAUUCUGCAUCCAUUUUUGUGUAAUUGUUUGGUCUGAUCUUAUGGUGGGAUUUUCGACAUCUUGUCUGACGCGUCGCUGUCUGGCAAAUGAGCUGGUUGCCAAGGAGCUGUUCAGUGCACCACAGUCUCAGGGAUGCAGCAUAGUUGUGAACCUUACAAGCAUCCAGUAUGAGACUUUAGCAGUGGAUACAAAAGCUUUACGUUUCUCCAGUCGCAUUAAAAUUCAAAUGCAAUGGACAGAUCCAGACCUUGCAUGGAACAAUAAAAAAUACCAGUUUGAUGAUCUUAUGAUGCCCGUUGAUAAAAUCUGGACGCCUGAUCUAACUGUGAACAAUGCAGUGGAAACAGAUGUGAAGCCCAUGUAUGAUGAUAUACUGGUGAGACAUGAUGGUACCGUAAAACAUUCUAUCCAAAUGUACACCACUGUGGUGUGUGGAAUAAACCUCUUCAACUAUCCAUUUGUGCUGGAUGGAUGUCCAAUAGCCCUUAAUGGAUGGAGUGAUAAAUUCUGUGGCCUGCGCUUCCUGUAUGGAAGAAUAGAUGCAGUGGGGGAAAAUCGGGGUGAAUGGCAAACUGUAUCAGUGGAUCUCAUUGAGGACAAACUUAAACCGUUUCGCAACUACAUCUAUGUCACAAUGUCUAUCAACCCAUUCAACACAAUAGUGACACUCAUCCUGCCCAGUGUGCUCAUCAUGAUGGCUGAUCUGGUGAGUUUUGCUCUUCCGUUGGAACAGGGAAAACGCAGUACCUUUAAAAUCACACUUGUGCUCAGCUUCACCAUGUCCCUCCUCAUCCUCACUGAACAUCUACCUGACACCGGCCUCUGCAGCCCUCUGAUCCGUUACCACUUUUGUUUUUGUCUAAUUGUUUUGGUUAUGAGUCUGCUGACUUCCAUGGUAUUCUCGCGGAUAUCUGAAAGUGGCAGGUUCCUUCCCGCAAUGUGUUUAAAAUCAUGUAAAGGCAAAGCAAAGGAUGAAGAAAGAAAGGAUAUUAUAAUGAACGAUGUGGUAACAGUCUGUGCUGAUGUGACAACCAAAGAAACGUCGAUGGAGAAAAUUGUGACUUUCCUGGAGAACAUGGAGAAUGCUAAUGAGGAGACAAAGAGGAAGAACGCUUAUGAAUCAGAAGAGCUGCUGUAA
Messenger RNA from Trichomycterus rosablanca, 1167 nucleotides. Its product is annotated as 5-hydroxytryptamine receptor 3A-like. Gene Ontology annotation, biological process: regulation of membrane potential; chemical synaptic transmission; monoatomic ion transmembrane transport. The transcript is spliced from 10 exons. The record is from RefSeq and is a predicted model, not a curated record. Gene Ontology annotation, molecular function: serotonin-gated monoatomic cation channel activity; acetylcholine-gated monoatomic cation-selective channel activity. Gene Ontology annotation, cellular component: neuron projection; synapse; plasma membrane. The coding region runs from base 1 to 1167 and encodes 388 amino acids. NCBI's taxonomy places the organism in Eukaryota, Metazoa, Chordata, Actinopteri, Siluriformes, Trichomycteridae.